CAUAGGUACCUAUAAUAGGUAUCUACUACGCGUCGCGCUGCCCGACAACGUCCUGUCUUCUCUACUCUUUUACCCAAACAUGAUUAACCAAACGCACCACCACACACCUUAGCAUAAUGUAGCCAUUAAAUGUAGCGAUCAUGAUUAUGAUAGAAAAAGAACAGCAGGAAACCAUUCAAGCCCAUCCUCUUGGCACACACCUUGAUGUAGUAUACACUUCGUUCGACAAAGACCCUGCCGAGCUAGAGACAGCUAGCCAUGAAGUGAUCCAGAGUCUAGGCUUUCUCGUCCUCUCCGUAUUAAGGAACCAUGUGGCCUCCCGCCUUCUACCGUCUCAAACGGGACAGGAUAAUCUCGGCGGCGAUAUCGUAAAACUCAUUUCUUUGAUUGCUUCCGAUGCUUCCUACUCCGACCGAAUCAAACCCCUUCUACAUGCUGUUUUUGCCCGCCGACCCGAUGUUGAAAUCUGGGAACAAGUCUACCGCGCUGUUACCGAAUCUACCCCACCCCUAAAAGCCAUCUCUUCUUUCCUCCAGACACCAUGGCGCCUCACUACAAAUAGCGUUGUAAAUUCUUCUGAGAAGCGCGAUGAGAUGGACAGAUUACUCAGUGAUGAGCUUGGCGUUAUGUACAUUGAUGUUCCGAAUUUCUACGAAGCUUUCUGGGGCUGCAUCCCAGAGCUCGAGACGGCAUCCAAAGACAUCUUCCAGAAGUGUACUCAAGGGCCACAACCCCCUUUUCAACAAGGCUGGACCGGAUGGCCAAAGAAUGCUAAGCAAGAAAGCGUUCUUGCUUGGCUUGCCGACAUUGUCAAACGCUUUCUGCAAUGGGCGCAGGAGUACAGACCAACAACAACGCGGAGGUUAUUAGCACAGCCCGACACGCCACUCCAGGGCUCGGUCGCGAAGCGUAAGUUGGACGUUGGGAUUGUGGACGACCCUAAGGCCGGCAAAGCGGGAAAGUACCACUGGUCAAAUAUUCUUGUACCUGGCGAGCUAAAGAGCAACCCGAACGACGAUACAGCAUCUGAGGCACACCUUGACAUAGGAAGAUACGCGAAGGAAGUCUUUACUGCUCAACCCACGCGGCGCUUUGUCUUGGCUUUUACGCUAUGUGGAAGUUGGAUGCGGCUUUGGGAAUUCGACCGGCUUGGAGGCAUCGCGUCCGAAAAGUUCGAUAUUAACAAGGACGGACACCGUUUCGUGUCGACGAUUCUUGGUUUCUUUUGGAUGGACGACGAGGCCCUCGGCUUCGACCCUACGAUCAUCAAAUCGGAACAUCAACAAUAUAUCGAAAUCCGACAGGAUACGAAGACGGAACGUUUAAUUCUAGACAAAGUCAUCAGAUCGGCGCAUAGCAUAGUAGGCCGUGCGACCAUCUGCUGGAGAGCAUACUCGGAAGGAGAUAAGUCCAGGCCGCUUGUUAUCAAGGAUUCAUGGCAAUUCCCAGAACGUGACGAGGAAGGCGAGCUGCUGCAGCAAGCGACCCGCCAAGGGGUAACAAACGUGGCGCGUCAUUACUACCACGAGAGAGUGCGUAUACAGGCAAAAGAUGACGAUAUCCAGGGCAAUGUUCGGAGAGGGCUAGAUAUCACCAGAGCAAGCAACUACCGAACGGGGCGUGCACGUAACUUGCAGACCCCGACCUCAGAAGCUAUAUCGCGUAAUAGCUCUACCGGCUCGAAACGAUCAUCCAGCCAGAUUAGUGCCCUGCUUCCACCCAGCAAACGCUCUCGUUCCGGUUCUGCAUCUCCUACAAAGCACGAUAACGAACCCCCUCCAAACCGAAUACACCGACGUAUCGUUCUCUGCGAUUAUGGGGAGCCUAUUUACAAGGCAAGUUCCCCAGCUGCCUUACUUGCUGCGCUAGAAGGGUGCAUUACAGGACAUGAGUCUCUUCUUAAGGCUGGCUUCCUCCACAGAGAUAUCUCGAUCAACAAUCUUAUGAUAAAUAAGGGCAACAAGGAGUCUAGUUUCUCUUCGUUUUUGAUCGAUCUAGACCUCGCAAUCAAGGUUGAUCGAAUAGAGGCGUCGGGGGCAAAGGGAAUUACUGGUACGAGAGCGUUUAUGGCAAUCGGUGUUCUCCUGGGCGAAGACCACACGUUUAUGCAUGACCUCGAGUCCUUCUUCUGGGUGCUUUUCUGGAUAUGUAUCCACUACAAGGGGCCGGGCCAGGAAGGAAAGCCUACUAAGUAUGAAAAUUGGAACUACGAAAAUCCCGAAUCCCUGGCAACUUACAAGGCGGGGACAAUCUCUAAGGAAAGUGAUUUUAUUCGCACUAUGGAAAACAAUUUUACAUCAUACUAUCAGGUACUACGACCUUGGGUCAACAGGUUGCGACGAGUAGUGUUCCCAAACGGUGGUAGAUGGGAGGGAAAAAAUGAGGUCCUUUAUUCACAGAUGAGGCAGGUCCUUUCCGCAGGCAAAAAUGAUCCAUUAGUAAUAGCAAAUCAAUAUAUUUAUUAGCUUCUUGGUGUCACGAACUAAUAGCACGGGAGCCAUAUCUGGUAUGGAAGGGUUAGGGUUAGGGUUAAGUGACUUGGAAAAGGAUUGUUCGACUUGUAGAAAAAACUAAAAAAUUAAUAUACGAGUAUAUUAAUUAUUCCAUUUUUUGGAAAUGAAAAAUAGUUUUAUUAUAUAUAGUUUUUUAAAGUAAAAAUAUGCUAAAUAUAAGAUAUUUAAGUAAAAACUUAUAUUAAA
Molecule: messenger RNA, 2699 nt
Organism: Daldinia caldariorum
Lineage: Eukaryota; Fungi; Ascomycota; Sordariomycetes; Xylariales; Hypoxylaceae
Exons: 2
Coding region: 141-2465 (774 amino acids)
Biological process (GO): protein phosphorylation
Molecular function (GO): protein kinase activity
Source: RefSeq, a predicted model, not a curated record